Drosophila subpulchrella is the source of this 8889-nucleotide messenger RNA. RefSeq names its product SCY1-like protein 2 (gene bma). Gene Ontology annotation, biological process: protein phosphorylation. Gene Ontology annotation, molecular function: protein kinase activity; ATP binding. NCBI's taxonomy places the organism in Eukaryota, Metazoa, Arthropoda, Insecta, Diptera, Drosophilidae. The record is from RefSeq and is a predicted model, not a curated record. The transcript is spliced from 17 exons. The coding region runs from base 845 to 3478 and encodes 877 amino acids.
GGCAACAACGGCGGCCAGAAUUUUCUCACGUUUGGAUAGUGUCGAGGAGGUGCAACGCGGUCGCAGUGGCAGCGCUGUGGGAAUAACGCCGCCGGGCGGACCUGGAGCGGGAGUGGGCGGAGUGGGAGGAUCAGGAUUAGGAUCCGGAGCGGGUACGGUGGCAGCGGCAGCGGUGGCAACGGGUUCACCGGCCAGGAGUGGCCAGCAGCAGUUCGUCGGAGUGGGCGGUGGUGGCGUCGGCGUGGCGGGAGCAGGAGCGGCAGCUGUGGGAGGCGUGGCAGGAGCGGGAGCGGUACGACAGCGGAGCGCCAGCACGGUGCUCGACAUUAAUUUGCCGCAGCGCAAGGUGUCCGUGGGCGGCGGUGGCAUUGGCAUUGGCUUGGCCGGACCUCCAUCUCCAGUUAUACGGAAUGGUUUUAGUGUCUAUGAUCCGCCGGUGUCAUUGAUUUCCAGUCGGCACUCGAAUUUUAAUGGCCAGGGCGGUGUGGGUGGUGGCGGGGCAUUAGCAGCCGGACCAGGUGCAACAGCCUCCGGCGUGGGAAUAGCCACCACUAAUCGCGGACGACUGUCCAUCAGCGCAGCAGCAGGUGGGCCACUCAUCGCAUCAUCAUCAUCAGCAGCAGCAGCAUCAUCACAGGCGCCAGGAGGUGGAGCAGGAGGAGGGGCAGCCGGAUUAGGUGCAACGACAGGUGCAGGUGCAGUUUCCGUUUCCGGUUCCCUGCUCGGGGAGCCAGCGGGCGGAAGUGGAUCGGCGCCGACCAUCGGCGGCACCGCCCCAACCAACCAGCCGGGUCCCAAGCGCCAGGGCAGCUUCUCGAAUGUCUUCUCAAAGCUAAUCGAUGGUAUGCCCGCCGGCACAAUGUUUGCCAAAUUCAAGAGCACCAACGUGGCCGCCUCCACAGCCCCGCAGAGCGUCGCCGAUGGCAAUCCCAUUACGCAGUACUUCGAAAUCGGCAAGCCGGUGGCCUGUGCCGGCCCAGAGUUGGUGUGGCGCAUCCAUGAUGCCUACCGCAAGAGCGACAACAAGGAAUGUUCGGUGUUUAUAUUCGAGAAGAAAAUUGCGGAGAAGCUGCACAAGCCGCGUCGCAAGGAGACCAUAACGGAGCUGCUAAAGAGUUCUGUGAAGACACUGGAGCGCUUCCGCCAUCCGCGGAUACUGCAAAUCUAUCACACGGUCGAGGAAAGUGCAGACACACUGGCCUUCGCCUCCGAGCCCAUCUUCGCCAGCCUCUCGAACGUCCUGGCCUUUCACGAGUCGAAGACCUACGACACCACCAAUAUGACGCCGGCGGCGGGCGGAGCAGCGGCGGCCCAGGCCCAGGCGGCGGCGAACACCUUGCCCCAACGACCGGCCCAUGCCAAGGAAUACACUUUCUUGGACAUGGAGCUGAAGUAUGGCUUUCUCCAGCUGACCGAGGCACUGGCGUAUCUGCACUAUUCCGGUCACGUAAUUCAUCGCAAUGUGUGUCCAUCUUCUAUACUAAUAACCAAGCGCGGUAUCUGGAAGCUGGCCGGCAUGGAAUAUGUGGAGCGAAUGAACGAGAACGAUUUGAACAGCUCUAUUCCGUGCCCACCUUGGAGCAACCGGGUGUCCAAGAUGGCCCAGCCGAAUCUCGACUUUAUGGCUCCCGAAACUCAGUCAACGUCCAAGUGCAGCCUGCUCAGCGACAUGUUCUCGCUGGGAAUGGUGAUCUGUGCGGUCUUCAACAACGGAAGGCCGCUGAUACAGGCCGGCAACUCCACCUCCAACUAUGCCAAGCAAAUAGAAUCGCUGGAUGACAUGGUCCACAAGUUGAUGCCCAGGCUGCCAAUCGCCCUGCAGGAGGCCACUUCGCGCAUGGCCAGUCGGGAUGCAACGGCCAGACCCACAGCCCAAUUGCUACAGCUCAUCAAGUACUUCAUCGAUACGCCCAUAAACGCUCUUAAAUUCCUGGACGUGGUCAACAUGAAGGACACGCAGCAGAAGUCCCAGUUCUACAAGAGCACCUUGAUCGAGGCCAUGCCGUUGAUACCACGUAAACUCUGGUGGCAGAACAUCUGGCCCAUGCUCAAGUCGGAGAUCAACAACAACGAGGUCCUCGCCGCAGUCCUGCAGCCGGUCAUGCUCUUUGUCCAGGAAGCCACGCUCACGGAGUACGACAACCUCAUGUCGGCCACCAUGAAAAUCAUCUACAAUACACCGAAAUCCAUUCAGGCCAGCGUUACGAUACUUGAGAAUUUGCAUUUGAUUAUCGAGAAGACGAAGCCGGAGGAUGUCACCACAGACAUAAUGCCCAUGUUGUUCUACUCCUUCGACGGCUCCACGAUACAAGUGCAGAGCGCUGCCGUGGUGGCUGUGGCCAAUGUGUUUGAUAGCAUCGAUGAGCUUUCUAUUCGCCGAAUGGUCCUGCCCAAGGUGAAAAUGGUAUUUGAGAAGAACAUUACCGAUCCGAAGAUAGUGCAGAAUGUGCUUAUGUGCAUUGAACGAGUCAUGGACCGCAUGGAAAGGGCUCAGGUCAUGGAUGAGGUCCUGCCGCUGCUGGCAAACAUUCGCAUUCCCGAUCCUGAUAUCAUCAUGCGUACUGUGCGCAUCUAUCAUAAACUUUUUGUGGACAAAACGUACGGGUUGACCGUGGAGACGAUGGCCACCAAUGUGCUGCCCCUGCUCAUUCCGCACACCGUGAAUCCGGCUCUGAAUUUCGAGCAAUACUGCUACCUGCUGGAGGUGUUGCAGCAAAUGCUGGAGGCCAUCGAUCGGCAGCAGAGGAACAAGUUGAAGCUGGACAACCUGUCGAUGGCCUCGCCGGAACGGCACCGCACCCUGCGCCACCAGUUCUCCACGGACAACAUGAACGCACCGCCCUUCAACAUCCCCAACUUGCGCAUAGAUCAACGCAAGACGUCCAGCGCCGAGGACAUGGCCCGCAAAAACUCUGGCGGCUCCGGCAUGCUGGGCGGCUGGUGGUUCGGCUGCUCGCCCUCGUCGCCGGACAGCAAUUUCCUGCGCGUGGGCAACGUGUUCCCCAACCGGCGGCUCUCGGACAACACGCUGAUGACCCCCAAGAUCCGGAUAGCGCCCUCGUGCGCCUCCUCGCCGGGCGGGACUCCUGGCAGCGGGCUGCCGACGCGUCGCCACUCGAGCAUUGGGCCGCAGGAACGGCGGGGCUCCACCAUCAAUUUGUCACCGCCAACUAAAUCUCCUUUAUUGUACUCCCAAAAACAGGGUGGCUCCAUGCCGAACACCUCGAGCAGUGUUCCGUUCCUGCUAUCAUCCAGCAUGCAGUCGAUAAGGUCGCGUCGCCAGUCCACCGUUCUGUCAUCGGGUCCACUUGGCUCCGGAUCGGGGCUGCUGCAGCAGCUGGGCAGCGGCAUGGUAAGACAAUUAACUUCCGUAUCCGGCACGGUUAGCCCGGUGCCGCUGUUGCGGGUCAAUGGCACACGAAACAGCCACAGCAACGUCCGAAAGUGUCCGUCACUCAAUAUCACAUUCAGUCAAUAAUACGAUCUGAACGAAAUCGGCGAGGCUCCGGCCAACGCCGAUUCCAGCAGAUACGGUUCAGCCAGCACCAGCAAUUACCAUUACAAUACCGGGUAUAAUUAUGGCCCCCAUUACGGCCUCAAUUUCAAUCAGAGCCUCAACAAUGUGCGUUACAAGGCCAAGCUGCGGAGCAUGAAUCUCAAUCUCAAUCCGCCAAGGAGUUAAGCAGCAGACCCCAAAAUACAAUCAGAUCAAAACUAUAAAGUAUAUAUGGUAAAUCAAAAUCAAAAUCAAACUGAAACUGGAAUGAAAUCAAAUUUUGCAUCAGGGGCAGAGGGUAAAAUGUAGCAAAAUAUAUCGUAUAUGCCAAAACCAAUGAAUGAACGUACCUAUGUGAGACCUACUAUAGCCUAGCCAUACGUACUACUUACUUACUUAUAAAACUUGAAUCUCAACUGAUACUAAAACCAAUUACUAAACCAAUAUUUAUAUAUAUGCAUACUAAUAGAACGAAUACACAACUGUUGUUUUUUGAAGAAUUUAUUCAAUAUUUGUAUGUACCAUAAGUGUUAAUGUUGAAACAUAUCUGAAAUCGUAACAAAGUUAUCCACCACAUAGCCCGAAUUGGAUACUACUAACUACAGUUUAUCUUUAUUAUUGAUUGAUAUUAUUAAUUAUCUUAGUUGUUACUCCAAUCGAUUUUAAAUCCCCGCCCGAAAAUGAAAAAAGAAAAAGCGAACUAACGGCCGUGUGAAUUGUCGAAUUCAAUUAGUCAUUGGAAAAUCAAAUUUCAAAGAAUCCCCAGAAUUUCCCAUCCACACACCAACACUAUGGCCACCGCUGCAUGUGUGUGUGUUUAUGUGCGGGACGUGAUGUCAACCCAAAUUGAAUCCUUUAUCAUUGUCGUCCUGGCUAUCGUCCUUGUAAAUCCCACGAUAGUGUUAUUACUGUUAAAGCCCACAUUACCAGCUAGUUUAGCUUAAGCACCUGCACUAUGAACUUAUCGGAUUUGUGUCGUAUUAAAGGACAUUUUUCCCGCUCACACUCUUACGAGUUAGUUAGUUCGACCCAGAGUUAUACGAUAUGAUAGGAUAGUUACCAUUAGACACGUACUUUAAGUUGAUACAGUUAAGUUCCUAUAUAUUGCGGUAACCAAGGUAUAAACUAGUGAUUUUGUACCUAUUUAUUUUUUAAACUUAUAUAUUUAAAUUCAUUUCAUUGAAAGAAGUUACUUACAGUUUUAAAAAGAUUUUUGCAUGGUUCCUCAGCUUCACCUUGUCUUAAAAUUCCCUUCUUAAGGAAUUAAAGUUAAAAUUUAUUUAUAAACCAUUAAUACUUGAAGAUGUUAAAGUUUUGAUGUUUUUUUUUUAUUUUGUAUCGUUUUUGAUUCAGACAUUUCAAUCCAAAAUCUAAAUUCAUGAAAAACUUUUUAUAAAAUGUACAUACAUAUUUAAAAUAAAUUUCGAACCCAAUAGGUUGUGUCCAUGUGUUAUAUUUCUGCGUAGAUCCAACCGCCCAAAUUGAGAUUUAUAAAAGUGCAUGCCAACAAAAAUUUCUCAAAGAAUAUCCCUCUCCAUUGAACUAAAUAAUUAACCAUAUGCUGAAAUAUAGGUGAAACAGAAGCUUUUUCUGUAGCUUUUCUAGGAAAACAAAAUGAAGAUAUAAUAUACGAAGCCCGUUGAAAUGCAUGCGCAUGCAAUUUUUUCAGUUUUUUUUUAUUCUUGCAUCUGUUAAAUAUUUGUGGUGUUCCUAAAUGUUUUGGAAUUGACGUUUUCCAUGGCAUUGUGAACGUUCUGUACUACUUGACUUGCCAUUUUACUUUCUGCCCAUCUGAACUGCACUAUAUAUAUUCUGAAAAUACAACAACCAGAAUAUUGAGAUAAACAAAAGAGAAAACUUAAGCUGAUAAAUCGAAUUAAACUGCUGAUCAUGGAAAUAUUAUAAAAUAUAUAUUUGUGUAAACUUGAUUGAUUGACUGACACUGAAGGCUUCAGAAGGCUGCUAUACCUGCUAUCUUGCAUACCUAUAUCGAUCUAAACUAUAUGAAUCUGUUAACCGACUUACCAGAUGUUUAUAUGCAUUUGUAUUGUAUUUUACUCUACUACGAUUAAGUAAUUGCGAAUUUAUUGUAAUUGUUAAAUGUAUACUUGGCUUUUGCACAAUCAGUGUUGCUUUGACCUUCAAUCCCGAUAACCCCCUCCCGCCCGCUUAUGCAUAUUAAAUUUUAAUUUCGCUUUCGCCGUACUUAUGAUUAUGAUUAUACUUCAAAAUGUGCCUUAAGAGUUCAAAGGUUCUCGCAUUCCAAGUGCGUAGUGCGUAGAUUGUGCGACAAAAAUCUUUAAGAAUAUACAAGUAUAUUUAGCAACUUGAUGGGAUCGAAAAAGAGUAGCUACCGAUACCUAUAGACAGGCAUAGCUCUGCUUGACGAUCGUAUGUAAGUGAACCGGAGGUGAGAGUCACCGAAAACCUGCGAUUAUACCCACACUCAUCCACAAUUGUACCUUAGUAGUAGUUUUGUAGUCACCCACAUCCGGUUCCGGUGGAAAUCCAACACAGACACGUACACCUAGCCGUAAGUUGAUCCUAGUUAGAUGUUCGUAGUUUGCAUUGCGUAACCAGUUGAACCCAAGUACAACAGAUCCCAGAUAAUCCAGAUACUCCACCCCGCAAUUACCGGAAACAGGAAUCAGAACCCGAGAAUCGAAUCGAUGCAUGACAACCGAACCCGAUGUGUGUCCCACCCCUUUUGCUAAUAUCCAUGUCCUCUUUAUAAUAACAAUAUAUUGUGUGUGCCUCUUUCUCUCUUCUUGGCUCCAAAUAUUUGAUGUUUUCCCGUAUUCGUAAUUCCCGUAAUAUACGUAAUAUCCGUAACGGAGUGCGAGAUACUUCAAAACCAAGUAGCUUCCGCAGUUCCCAUCGUAUUUGCCCAGUAGCUAAAUAAUUCCUAAUUAUGUAACAAUACAACCAAUAGCCUUUAUAUGUAUUUUGAAAAUCGUUUGAAACCGAACAACCAGAUUGAUGGCCUAAUUAUCUUGCAACAACUCUAUUACAGUAUCAACUAUUCUCCGGACGUAACUAAAGAUACAGAAACGCACACAGAUAAAUACAUUCAAAAGAAUCCAAUUACUUUUCAAUGCAAUUUCGGUCCAUUUAUGAAACACCAGUAAUCAACUUAUAUUAGCGGCAUAUAAAUAUAAAAUUGUAAACGUAUACCAAGAGCAAACUUAACUAAGUAUUUUCAGUCGAAUCUCUAAAUGUUGUUAGCCAAUCCAAAUCGAUGUGACCAAAGCAACAUAAUAAUCACAAAUUAAUUGUAAUUUAUCAAAUACAAAAGUGUCAAACACAAUCCAACAAUCACAAAAACAACACGAUCCAGAGAAAAAAAAAAAAAAACAUGCAGAAUGCAAUCAAUUCAUAGAAACCCUAAUUAUUCUUGAAUAUAUUUAUUAUGAAUGUUUACGCUAGGCCAAAAUACGUGUGAAAUAUUCCUUUAUGUGUCAUAGAACUUACAUAUAUCAUGCCAAUAAUCUUUUAAUUUAAACCAUUAAUAACCGAACCCUAUCAUAAAGCGAAGAAGCAAGUGAUGGAAAAUACAAACUUAAAUAUAAAUUCUUUAUUUGUUUUGCAAACAUCAAUCAUGUCGCUACCUCGGAUAUAAAUAAGAAAUCAAACUAGAGGAAUUCGUGUACCUACAUACAUCGUACCUAGCACCAUAAAAAUCAAACUUAUCACAGAGCUUUAUAGCAAACGCAAUCAAAACAUAAUGAAUAUUGAUAACCACGAAUGCGGAGAGAAGUUUAUUUUUAGCCAAGAACCUCGAGGGUUCCCGCCUGCGCUUUACAGUGAUGAAUCCACAUAUAUAUUCCCCAUCAUUCAAUCCAUUAUAUAUACACUCUGUUCAACCGGAAUAUCUCGAACCACACCCAAAACUACUACUAAGGUGAAUACACGUAUCCAACCCAAGGUCCACCGAUCCAAUAUCUACCGAUCCGAAAUAGAACCACAACAAUUAAUGAAGCCGAUGUUCCUGAAGGCAAUCUCAAUCUCAAAUUUAUAGUCAAUUUGUAUAGUUGGGCAGCUAUGCUAUAUGCGUAUAAGUGUGGUAUAUGGUAAACUCUUGAAACUUUAUAUAGUGACGACGUCAUUAAUGUAUUCAUUACGUAAACUGCAAUUAAAUCGAUUAUCAUUGUUGUGGUAUGUUUAGCGGAAUAGAAGUGAAUAACUAAAAAACCAAAUAUGAAUUUAUAUAUGUAUACAAGCAAAAAGCAAGACGAACUCUACCUAGGACACGCUAAAACCUACUCUAUAUACACGAAUGAUCUAUGCUCUGAAUAACACGAACGGGAACGGGACAAUCAAAAUUCUACCGACACUAAUUCAAUACCAAUUACGAAUUUCUAUCUACCAGUUACGAUUUUCUGUUACGUUGUUGUCGUUGUGUUUGUUCGAUCCGUUGGAUCUGCAUUUGGUUGAUGCCAGCUAAUGAUCCUGAAACUCCAGCAUAUCCUUGCCAUGCACCUGAAACUGCUUUGCAUUUUGUUCAGUCUGAAUUUUUUGUUCAUUUCGGUUACGUUUUGCGGUCUUAGACAAGGCAUAUCGAUAUGGUUUACUAGCGUUUAAUCGUACGUAUACAUAAUUAGAUUUACUUAAUUUUAAUUAAUGUUUACGUGAAGACACACAACUAAACAUACCAAAAAAAAUGGGGAAAACCAAAAGCUCAAACUGGACUGAACAUUAAGAAUUAUAUUAUGUACAUUAUUGAAUUGCAUUUGAUUGUGUGAAGAUCGUUUUAAUAAGAGUAACUACGGUUAAUAUUAAAGGGUAUUAUAUUUGUAUUCGAAUUUGUAUGUAACUCUGAUCGUAUGUAUGUUAUGUUAUCGUAAGUGUGACGUCCUAGAACCUGUAACGAAAUUGAAAAGAAGCCAACUCUGUCUCUUGUGAUUCUAUUGUGAUGCUGUGGGAGUCAAGCAGCACUCAACUGUUUUUAUGCCUCUUAAAGUUUAAAACAAAGCUAAUCAAAGCAAAACCAAAACUAAACUACCUAUCUCUACUCUAGUCUAUGCAAUGCAAAUUGGCAACCAGAACUUGAAAACAAUCAUGCACAAUAAAUGUUAUGCAAUUGAGAGAAUCCAAGGCCAAAGACCCCAAAACUUUUUCUUAUACUCGUACUUACACUACUUGAAGUAAAUGUGUACAACUAAAGGAAUUCUAGAUUUUAAAUGUGCUAAAACUGUUUAUAGUCAAGUACUAAAUUAUGAGUGUAAUUAUCGAAUAUAAAUACGUACAAAGGAUGGGGCAUUCGGCAUAGUAAUACUAAUGUAUAAACGUGGGAUCGAUGGUUGGUUGAAGAUGGGAAAGUGCAAAUGCAUGUGACAAUGUACGUAUAUAAAAACCAAUUGAAUUUAAAUGUUUAAUAAAUGUGUGGAAAUGAA